This is a messenger RNA of Aspergillus novofumigatus IBT 16806, 1170 nucleotides long. RefSeq lists its product as uncharacterized. The record is from RefSeq and is a predicted model, not a curated record. NCBI's taxonomy places the organism in Eukaryota, Fungi, Ascomycota, Eurotiomycetes, Eurotiales, Aspergillaceae. The transcript has 3 exons. Bases 1 to 1170 code for a protein of 389 amino acids.
AUGCAGCUGCUUUGCAAGGAAGCCCCUCAUAUAAUCAGUCCCUUAAAAAUGCAGGGUCUAAAUUUAAGAGAGGCUCCCUAUCCCUUAAAACAGAAGAGGAGCCUGGGGAUCGACCCUUCAUAUCAGCCAUCAAAAGUUGCUAAGCGCAAGAAUUGCUGCUCAGGAACAGCAGAUGGAAGCAACCAUCAGCCUGACUUGGACCCAGUGCAGAAGAAAGCCACUUCACAUGCGAAGGAACAAGGCCAAGGGGAUGAGGAACUGCUUAAUGAAGGUAAUCAGAUACAUAUUAUACAGUGGGCACUAGCCAGCUACCAUAAUUCCCUUCAGAAUAAUACCCAGGACGGUAGAAAGGCUGUUCACCAGGAGUCUACAUUGCUUGAAAAUAUGAAUGUAGCCACUGAGCCAUUUAGAGCCAUGUCAGCCUCUAGUGGCAGUGUAACUUUAACUCCUCAAGAAAUACCUGCAUCGAGCCCAGGACAAAGCUCACCAUCAACUGCAAUGGCGAAGCCCGAUAAAGUCACUUCAGGUAAGCUUGGAGGCGAAAGAUUUUUACUCCAGACAGAAGAGGUGCAAAGGGCACCAGAGAUUGCAAAUGCAUCCAGCUCACCCGCCUCAGAGGCUGCCUUCAAGGAACUAAUCCUUUCACUUAUCAAGACCAUCUACAAGCUCUGUAAUUGUGUGGGCAGGCCCCCGGAGGCCGCCUGUCGGAGCAUCCUACAGUCGCUGCAGGAGGGCCGUUCAGAUAGCAGUGAGUGGUCGGAUGGCGCAAUGUGGAUGCGAAUGCUCAGCAUAGGAUCAUCCCAGCAAAAUAAAGUUACUGUUUCCAACAUGCUAAUCCAUAUUGGGGUCUGGGAAUGGUUCUAUCACCAGGUCAAAGAAAAAAGUUUGUGGCGUCGGGGGAAUGGAUCAAUGGGUGAAAAAAUGGCAAAGACACAAUUCAGCAGAGUUGGAACGGUGACGCUAGAGGAGAAUGCUUCCGCUAUUCUUCCAAAAGAUAGCCCACCCAGCAUGACCGCGAUGGCGAAGUGCCAGCAGAGGCGCUGCAUCAGGACCCUGCUUCAUGGGGGAGAGCAGUUAAGCACGAAGCUCGUUAAACAGCGUGGAAGGGGAAUUCUGCUCCACCCUAAAUUUGCUAAGGGUGCUCGGCUCUCGAUAUUCCGCUUCUUUUGA